AUGUCCUCACAGUCAUCUGCGGUCUCUAGUGCGGGAAAGCGAAAACGAACUUCCAGUUCGGACAUGUUUACAACUGACAAAAUGCCAACAGCAGAUCAACUUCAGCCUUCUUCUCGAGAUGCGUCAGGAGAGGAAGGAGAGUCAACAGCUCCAGAAUCUGGUGGCCCACAGUUUAAAAAAGGAACCCAUUUAGAGGCAAACAAUCCUCCAGCCAAACGCUUGCGACCUGGAACUCGUGAGAAAGUGCUUAAGGCCCCUGAUAGCCUUCAAGAUCCUGGCGAGCCCUCAGAUACAACUGAAUGUAGUACGGAUAUUGCAGACAGAGUAGGAAGAAAAGGACGGAAGUGUUCAUCAAAAGAUGAGGAAAGAACUCAAUGUAUGGCGCCUCCGCCACUCGGCCAGCUAAUACACCCUCUCGGAUACACCACCAGCCCACCACCAAGCGGACGUCCAGUCCGUGUCUAUGCAGACGGUGUCUUUGAUCUGUUUCAUCUCGGGCACAUGCGCCAACUUGAACAGGCUAAGAAGGCCUUCCCCGAUGUUUAUUUGAUAGUGGGUGUAACUGGUGACAAGGAGACCCACAAACGUAAAGGCCUUACAGUUCUCUCUGGCCAAGAGCGAGCCGAAACCGUGCGACACUGUAAGUGGGUUGAUGAGGUUAUCGAGGACUGUCCUUGGAUUGUUACGCCCGAAUUUCUUGACGAAAUUAAGAUUGACUAUGUUGCACACGACGAUCUGCCAUAUGUGGCAGAUGAGGGUGAUGAUAUCUACAAGCCAAUUAAAGAGGCUGGCAAGUUUUUGGUGACGCAACGAACAGAAGGAGUCAGUACUACAGGUAUUAUCACCAAAAUCGUCCGAGAUUAUGAAAAGUAUAUUACUCGACAAUUUAAGCGCGGAACUUCUCGUCAGGAACUCAAUGUCUCAUGGCUGAAAAAGAACGAACUUGAUCUUAAGCGUCAUGUUUGUGAAAUGAGAGAUGCUAUUAGGACUAACUGGACAACUACAGGCCAAGAGCUGGGAAAAGAAUUAAGACAGUUUUGGCAAGCUAGCCGACCUGGUAGUCCUGCCAGGCUGGUUAGCUAUGACGAAUCAUCCCGAACUGGAUCACUUCCGAACUCAACUGCCCUCUCUACCCCUAAUCGACGUUUAGAGAUACAAAGAACUGACAGUACAGGUCCUGGAAGCGAUUUCGCUACAGGAUAUAGCUUAGGUUUAAUCGGUGGGGUCCGUUCAUGGAUGACACGAAGUCGCCAAAACAAUCUCGAUAGUUUACAAGGAAGUGAUAGUAGUGAGGAUGAAUGUGAUGAGCGUUUAUAUUCGGAUCGCACCAAGGCAGGAGGGAAUGAGGAGCAAGUUCAGAUUCAAAUCGAGGCAAUGAUGAUAGAGAAAUCAAAGGAAUCUGGAGUGUAG
Blumeria graminis f. sp. triticale is the source of this 1410-nucleotide messenger RNA. NCBI's taxonomy places the organism in Eukaryota, Fungi, Ascomycota, Leotiomycetes, Helotiales, Erysiphaceae. The record is from the annotation of a GenBank genome assembly.